This is a messenger RNA of Spodoptera exigua (beet armyworm), 1989 nucleotides long. Lineage: Eukaryota; Metazoa; Arthropoda; Insecta; Lepidoptera; Noctuidae. The record is from the annotation of a GenBank genome assembly.
AUUCAGUCUAUCAAUGUUUCAGACAUAAUGUGGUAUCAAACAUCGCAACAGUGACGGCCGGUCGUGCUCGAGUGCUGUUUAUAAACAAUGAUACUGAUAUUAUAGUUAUAUUUUGAAUUAAUCCGUCAACAGAAAAAAUAACAAAAAUGGCGGAAGAAAAAACAAAGCCGGUCGACGUGGAAGAAAAGCCAUUGAACAAAGAUGCCAUCCCUAGCCUUUAUAAGGACAAAACUUUUAGAGAGAAGUUGAGAUAUAUUAAGGAAAACAUCACUGUGGAACCACUGUUAGCUGGUCUGAUCAUACCCAGUAUUAUCUCAAGGUUCGCUAUGGGAAAUCUUAAUUUGGACAAAGCGUGUCGUGUUAAUUUUGGGUUUGGGGAUGAAAUUUGCAAUGCGUUAAUAAGUAAGGCGAGCAAGAACUUUACGGAGUACGAGCAGGCGGUACAGCAGCUGAUCUCCUCGAUAGACAUUUGGAAGAGCGUGAUCUCAACGGCACUACCAUGUAUGAUAAUAAUGUUCCUGGGAGCGUGGAGUGACAGAACGGGGAAGAGAAAACUAAUCAUACUGCUACCGAUUUACGGAGAACUGUUAACGUCCUUAAAUAAUUUAGUGAACGUUUAUUUCUUUUACGAGAUUCCUGUGCAAGUAACGGUGUUAUUAGAGACGCUAUUCCCAGCUAUUACUGGGGGUUGGGUGACUAUGUUUUUGGGUGUAUUCAGUUAUAUCAGUGAUAUUACUUCGGAAGAGUCGCGAACAUUCAGAGUGGGUCUUGUGAACUUCUGCAUGACCGCUGGUCUGCCUAUUGGUAUAGGUAUCAGUGGGUUUUUGCUGCAGAAGAUGGGAUACUAUGGACUAUUCUCGUUGACAAGCGGAUUGUUCUCGCUCGUGCUUCUGUACGGCGCGUUCUGCUUGAAGGAGCCUGAUCAAUGGCUGCGGGAUAAAGGAUUGCCUCCGAUCGAGAGGACCAUAGACAAUAAUGUAUCGUUCUUCGACCUCUCCCAUGUGGCGGAGACGAUAGCCGUCGCCUUCAGGCCUCGCACCAAGAAUAAGAAGCUCAAGAUCCUGCUGACUCUGCUGAUGGUAUUCCUACUCUUUGGACCGACUUCUUCGGAACAUGGAGUGUUCUACCUGUUCGUCAGAAACCGUCUUAAUUGGGACAUGGUCAAAUAUGGUGUCUACGUCAGUUACUCCAUUGUUCUACAUUCUUUCGGUGCAAUGUUCUCCAUAACAGUACUGAGCAAACGUCUGCAGGUUGAUGAUUGCUUACUGUGUUUCAUUUCUGUUAUCAGCAAGAUCGCCGGCUCCAUAUGGACUGCUUUCGUCACGACCGACAUUGAAAUGUAUCUCGUGCCUGUCGCUGAGCUACUAAAUGCCACAACAUUCACGUCGCUGCGUUCCAUCAUAUCCAAGUUAGUGGAAAAACAGGAGAAUGCCAAAGUGAACUCCUUGUUCUCCUUGACGGAGACUACAGCAGCGCUGGUGUUCCAUCCUCUUUACUCGUGGAUGUAUAUGAAGACGCUGCAUGCGUUGCCUGGAGCUGUCUUCUUAGCCAGUGCAGCUAUAGCCGUACCUCCGUCCAUCAUUCUUCUGCUGUUCUACAUCCAGAAUAAGAUAGGACUGAAAAAUUUAAGAAAGAUGGCAUUGGAGGCAGAAGAGAAGAAAGAUGCAAAAGAAGCGGACAUUAAGAAAGCAGAUCCUUUGGCCUUCAUCCCUUCAAAGAUAGAGAAAGAAAAGAUUGAAGCUGGAAAGAAUGCUUAAAAAUGAAAAGAAAUAGAAGUUCGUUGAUAAAAUAUGAAUAUAAGUAUAAAUUGUAUUUUUUUCGUAUUUAAAUGAGAGGGCGCCACUGGGACCUAAUUUUAGGCAACUACCGAAGAAAUGAUAAGUCUAUUGUUUAUUAGCUAAUGUUUAAUUUAAUUUUUGUUUGAAUGAAACAAAUUAUUUGUAAAAAAUCUUGAAAUACUUUAGUGUACGUACUUUGAUAAGUAUCAUU